AUGUUCAGCCUUCUUUCUGGUCUUUGGCAAUGGCUUCUACAAAAGGAGGAGCGCCGCAUGGUGUUGCUUGGUGUGGACAAUGCUGGCAAGACCACCACAUUGGAGAAGCUCAAGUCGCUCUUCGGCCUCAAAGGCAUGCCGCCGGAAAGGAUUCCACCGACCAUUGGCUUCAAUAUUGGACGCAUCCAGAUUGACAAGGUGAUUGCCGUAUUUUGGGACUUGGGUGGACAUUCCUCGUUCCGGUCGGUGUGGCACAACUACUACUCCGAAGUGCAAGGUGUCAUGUUCAUCGUGGAUUCCGCCGAUCCGACGCGGAUUGAGGAGGCGAAGGCGACGUUGGUCGAGGUCAUCAGCCACGACAAGCUCCAAGGUGUGCCGUUGUUAUGCUUGGCCAACAAGCAAGACAAGCCGGAAGCACUCAGCAUCCAGGAGCUUUCCCGGCUCUUCGAGUUCGAGCGGCUCUUCAGCGAACGCCCCUUCCAUGUCCACCCAUGCUGCGCCCUGCAGGGCCAGGGCUUGGAAGCUGGCGUCAGGUGGCUGCUUGCGGAAGCUGACAAGUUUGCUCGAAGCCAAAGCAACUUGCAGAAGUGA
This is a messenger RNA of Symbiodinium natans, 591 nucleotides long. Lineage: Eukaryota; Dinophyceae; Suessiales; Symbiodiniaceae. The record is from the annotation of a GenBank genome assembly.